UUAGGAUUAUUCUUAACAAGUCAUAUGAAGGAAGCGGAAGAUCUUUGUUUUCAGAAGGAUCCGGAGGGCAAUCAUCUGUAUCUACAAAGUGCUUUAGGUAUCAUUGACGGUCUGAAGGGAAUGAUGACUUUUGACGCGGACGAUCUUGCCAAUGCCCUAGAGAUAUGUAAGGGUACGACAACCACCGCUUCCGCUCUCAGAAAACCCACAGAAUCCCUGGUCACUCGGCUCGGCGGCAUAGUUCGAAGUGGUACGGCUGUGGCCAGAAUUAAGGCCAUGACGGUGUUGGAAAGACAUGCCGAGUUGGUGUAUGCAGAGACGACUUUGAUGAAGGCCAUGUUGGCUAUCAUCAGUGGUGGUGACUGGUUAGGGCUAGUGAGAGAAGCGCUCAAUCUCCGAUCAGCGCACCAAAUCUACAAAGCUCUCCAACAGUUCUUGGAAGAAGCAGACAAGGAUGGUUUCGACGAUGAUGUCGAUAUGGAUUUCCGAUCUGGCGUCUUACUCGGAACUGGGACCUCGUCUCUUAUGCUGAGUCUGCUUCCUGGCAAAGUCCUCAAAAUCGCCGAAGUGUUCGGGUAUGCCGGUGAUAGAACCGUAGCUCUCGAGACUCUGAUGGCUGCUGGAGGUUGGAGCAAAGAUUCGAAUGAACCUGCAUACAAUGAGAAGAACGAAGGAGUGCGUCGACCAGUGUGCGACAUCAUCCUUCUCGCUUUUCAUCUCGUCAUUCCGGUUCUCAUGCCAGUGGCCGGUGUCGAUGUACCAACGGCUCGAAACAUCUUGAGUUACAAUCUCCGAAGAUAUCCGGAUGGUGUUUUCUUCCUUUACUUCCAAGCACGACUGCAUACCAUGCAGUGUGAACCUGAAUUGGCCAAUAAAUCUUUACAACGAGCUUUAGACUUGAAGUUGGAAUAUCUGCAGUUACAACACAUGUACCAGUGGGACUAUGCAUGUAAUUUUAUGAUGCUGUCGAAUUGGAAAGGUGCUCUUGACUGCUUUAGUAUCUUGAAAGACGAGUCAAAUUGGUCUCGAGCAGUUUACACCUACUCUGCAGCUGCUUGUCUUGUGGAACUGGCAGAGGAGGAGGGAGAUGCCGAGGUGAAACUGGCAGAAGCGGAUAAACUCAUGAAGGAUAUCCCUAAGCUCACUAAGAAGAUAGCGGGAAAGUCUUUACCUAUAGAGAAACUGGCAGGCCGCAAAGCGAGAAAGUUCGAGUCGCAAAAUCGCAGUCUUUUCCUUCCCGCCAUGGAGCUCGCCUACGUUUUCGGCUCUCUCUCACAUACUCCUCGAAGCUGCUUGCUGAGCCGAACAAUUCCCCGAAUAGACAGGAUGUUGAAGAGACUGGAAACGAGUACUCCGGAGUCGUAUGGAAACGGUCAUCAGUACUGGGACGAUUAUUGUCUUGGACACUUUUUAAGAGGUGUGGCGCAGGCUGUAGCUCGAUAUCAGCCUCCGGAGGCUAGUCCAUCUGCCAGUCGACCCUCGUCUGGGGAGCCCACAGAUGAAGAGAUUGACCGAGGAGCAGAGGAAGAUUUAAACCUUGUUGUCAAGCACGGUCCUGAAGUUCAGCUCGACCAUUAUAUCCUCUUUCACUGUCAUUACGAACUCGGCAAGUUGUACGCCAGACGAGGGGAUAUGGAAAAGGCGAAGAAGAAUUACGAUGUGGUGAUGAGUGGGAAGUUGACUCAUGUCAAUCACUACAUGGCUAAAGCACAUGGGAAGUAUUCUUUGGAAGGGGCUCUGAUGUUGAAGACACACGCGGCGAUUCAAGCUCUGAAAGAUAGUACCAUUACUGGGUGAGACGAUGUAUCUUGAUAGAAGGUGAGAUGAGUGGGUUGCAACAUAGUCGAUAAUAAUCACAAAACAGAUGUACAGAACAUUUUUU
Molecule: messenger RNA, 1882 nt
Organism: Tremella mesenterica DSM 1558
Lineage: Eukaryota; Fungi; Basidiomycota; Tremellomycetes; Tremellales; Tremellaceae
Exons: 13
Coding region: 25-1797 (590 amino acids)
Cellular component (GO): mitochondrial outer membrane; nucleus; cytosol
Molecular function (GO): protein binding
Source: RefSeq, a predicted model, not a curated record